AUGGCCUCUCCGUCGUCGAACGGAAGCACAAACGGCACCGCCCCUUCCCAAGCGACUGGAACCUCUCUUCAGUCCGACCUGGCUUUCCUCCAGAACCUCCUCUCACAAGAGGCAGACGAGUCAGACCCGGCGGAUGUGGCAGAGUUGCUGAAGAGACUCGAGGCGGCCGAAGGGCUCGCGGGUGGUGUGGAAGAUAGGUUGGACGGUAUCAUGGAGAAAUUGGACAGGCUGCUCGGGGACCUGGAU
Molecule: messenger RNA, 246 nt
Organism: Epithele typhae
Lineage: Eukaryota; Fungi; Basidiomycota; Agaricomycetes; Polyporales; Epitheliaceae
Exons: 1
Source: RefSeq, a predicted model, not a curated record